Salvelinus fontinalis (brook trout) is the source of this 3743-nucleotide messenger RNA. Its product is annotated as receptor tyrosine-protein kinase erbB-4-like. Gene Ontology annotation, cellular component: basal plasma membrane; signaling receptor complex. Gene Ontology annotation, molecular function: epidermal growth factor receptor binding; transmembrane receptor protein tyrosine kinase activity; ATP binding. The coding region runs from base 245 to 3292 and encodes 1015 amino acids. NCBI's taxonomy places the organism in Eukaryota, Metazoa, Chordata, Actinopteri, Salmoniformes, Salmonidae. The transcript is spliced from 24 exons. The record is from RefSeq and is a predicted model, not a curated record. Gene Ontology annotation, biological process: multicellular organism development; positive regulation of kinase activity; protein phosphorylation.
GUGAAGAGUAAUGGCAUGGAGUAACAUUGGUCAAAACAUUGGUCACUAUAAGAACUAUAAACGAACCUCCUGUUUUCGUCGCGUUUAACUUGUGCAUUGAACUAUUUGGGCAAACGGAGGACGCCAUGACGCGCGCGUGGGGACCCCGUUUCUGAAACUGUCAAGAGCCGAUAUUUCCUUUUAAAUAACCGGAUACCUUAUUGGACAUGUGAGUUACCGGAGUUACGGUCAGCAACCGAGCAAAAUGAAGUUUCCCCUGUGUCUUCGAUGUCUCCUCAUCUCUUUCGUGGUGUUCAGGCCGAGCACAGCACAGUCAGUUUGCCCUGGAACAGAGAACAAGUUGAGCACGUUGUCAGACCUGGACCAGCAGUACCGCACCCUGAAGAAGCAUUAUGAGAACUGUGAGGUGGUCAUGGGAAACCUGGAGAUCACCAGUAUCGACCGUAACCGUAACCUCUCCUUCCUCAAGUCUAUCCGAGAGGUGACAGGCUAUGUGCUGGUAGCUCUGAACCAGUUUGACUACCUGCCCCUGGAGAACCUUCGCAUCGUGCGGGGCACCAAGCUUUACGAGGGACGCUACGCCCUGGCCAUCUUCCUCAACUACCGCCGCGACGGCUUCUACGGCCUCAGACAGCUGGGCCUUCGCAACCUCACAGAGAUCCUGAACGGGGGGGUUUAUGUUGACCAGAACAAGUUCCUGUGCCACGCCGACACCAUCCACUGGAGAGACAUCAUCAAGAACCCCCAAGCUGAACUCUUGGUGGUACCGUCCAACAACAGUGGCCUUGGAUGCAAACGAUGUCAUCGCUCUUGUAACGGACGCUGCUGGGGCCAUCAGGACAACCAGUGCCAAAGCUUGACCAAGACUGUGUGUGCUGAGCAGUGUGACGACCGUUGCUUCGGCCCCUACGUCAGUAACUGCUGCCACAGGGAGUGUGCUGGGGGCUGCUCGGGACCCAAGGACACAGACUGCUUCGCCUGCACCAACUUCAACGACAGCGGGGCGUGUGUGACCCAGUGCCCCCAGCCCUUUGUGUACAACCCCACCACCUUCCAGCUGGAAUCCAACCCACGGGCCAAGUACACCUAUGGAUCCUUCUGUGUGGAGAAGUGUCCCCAUAACUUUGUGGUGGACCACAGCUCCUGUGUGAGGGCUUGUCCCAGCAACAAGAUGGAAGUGGAGGAGAACCGCAUCAAGAUGUGUAUCCCCUGCACUGACAUCUGUCCCAAAGUGUGUGACGGCAUAGGGACUGGCAGCCUGCAGACAGCCCAGACGGUGGAUGCCAGUAACAUAGAGAUGUUUGUCAACUGCACCAAGAUCAACGGCAACCUCAUCUUCCUCAUCACCGGCAUCAAAGGGGAUAUGUACCAUGGUAUAGGGGCCUUGGACCCGGAGCGGCUCAACGUGUUCCGAACAGUGAGAGAGAUCACAGGGUUCCUCAAUAUCCAGUCCUGGCCAGAGAACAUGACAGACCUCGGUGUCUUCUCCAAUCUGGCAACCAUCGGUGGGAGAUCACUGUACAGUGGGAUCUCUCUGCUGAUCCUGAAGCAGCGUUGGAUCUCCUCUCUCCAGUUCCAGUCUCUGGAUGAGAUCAGUGCGGGCAACGUGUACAUCACCAACAACAGCCGCUUGUGCUUCUACAACACCGUCAACUGGACCAGCCUGUUCCGCACCAGCAACCAGAAGGCGCUCAUCCGCAACAACCGCGCCCCCAGCGAGUGCACCCAACAGAGGAUGGUGUGUGACCGGCUGUGUUCUGAAGCUGGCUGCUGGGGUCCAGGGCCUGACCAGUGCCUCUCCUGUCGUUACUUUAGUCGAGGACGUUCCUGUGUGCCGUCCUGCAACCUCUAUGACGGAGAUGAGCGUGAGUUUACCAAUGGUUCAGUAUGUCUGGAGUGUGACAGCCAGUGUGAGAAGUCUCAGGACAAGACCAUGACCUGCCUCGGAACGGGCCCAGAUCAAUGUGUGACCUGUCUUCACUUCAAAGACGGGCCCAACUGUGUGGAAAAGUGCCCCGAUGGCCUCCAAGGCACCAACAGCUUCAUCUUCAAAUAUGCCGAGGCCAACAACGAGUGUCACCACUGCCACACCAACUGCACCCAAGGCUGCAUUGGGCCUCGGCUCCAAGACUGUGUUGGAAUGAUGGACAGGACGCCCCUGAUCGCGGCCCUGGUGAUCGGUGCUCUGUUUGUCAUCGUCAUCGUGGCGCUGAGCGUGGCGGUCUACGUGCGCCGUAAGAGCAUCAAGAAGAAGAGGGCUCUGCGCCGCUUCCUGGAGACAGAGUUGGUGGAGCCCCUGACCCCUAGCGGCACAGCCCCCAACCAGGCCCAGCUUCGCAUCCUCAAAGAGACAGAGCUCAAGAGGGUUAAGAUCCUCGGCUCGGGAGCCUUCGGCACAGUCCACAAGGGUAUCUGGGUCCCAGAGGGCGAGACAGUAAAGAUCCCAGUGGCCAUAAAGAUCCUGAACGAGGCUACAGGGCCCAAAGCAAACGUGGAGUUCAUGGACGAGGCUCUGAUUAUGGCCAGCAUGGAGCACCCCCACCUGGUGCGUCUCCUGGGGGUCUGCCUGAGCCCCACCACACAGCUGGUCACGCAGCUCAUGCCCCACGGCUGCCUCCUCGACUACGUCCACGAACACAAGGACAACAUCGGCUCCCAGCUGCUGCUCAACUGGUGUGUCCAGAUCGCCAAGGGCAUGAUGUAUCUGGAGGAGAGAAGGCUGGUCCACAGAGAUCUGGCAGCCCGUAAUGUUCUGGUCAAGUCCCCCAACCACAUCAAGAUCACAGACUUUGGCCUGGCCAGACUGCUGGACGUCGACGAGAAAGAGUACAACGCAGACGGGGGCAAGAUGCCCAUUAAGUGGAUGGCGUUGGAGUGUAUUCACUACAGGAAGUUCACACACCAGAGUGAUGUGUGGAGCUACGGUGUGACUAUCUGGGAGCUGAUGACUUUCGGAGGGAAGCCGUAUGACGGCAUCCCCACACGGGAGAUCCCAGACAUCCUGGAGAAGGGCGAGCGUCUGCCUCAGCCCCCCAUCUGCACCAUAGACGUCUAUAUGGUCAUGGUUAAAUGCUGGAUGAUAGACGCAGACAGCAGGCCCAAGUUCAAGGAGCUGGCUGCAGAGUUGUGUAGGAUGGCCCGGGAUCCCCAGAGAUACCUGGUCAUCCAGGUACGGCUCAGCCCUGCUCUCUCUCUCUCUCUGUCUGAUCGCUGGUGGAUGAGACACAAGGCAGUACAGUCCACUCCUGAGAAAUGCUUGAAAACCCUGUUUAGAAGAAUUGCAGUUCGCUGAUCUUAAAUAUUUCCUUUUUACUCUGCAUAUCUGUGUACUCUGGUUGAAUGCACAUGUCCACAACAGUCCCAAGCUAUUGUAAAAAUCAGGAUCAUGUUGAGCAAGUAGACAGCUGAGGCAUACCCUGAACUUGACCAAUUCCAAAUCAAAUCAAAUUGUAUUUGUCACAUGUGCCACUUACAGUGAAAUGCUUACUUACAAGCCCUUAACCAACAAUGCAGUUUUAAGAAAAAUAAUUGUUAAGUGAAAAUAGAUAAGUAAAAAAAAUGAUAAAAAUUACAAUUAAUUAUAGAGCAGCAGUAAAAUAACAGUAGCGAGUCUCUGUACAGGGGGUACAGUGUCAAUGUGCGGGGGAACAGGUUAGUGGAGGUAAUUGAGGUAAUAUGUACAUGUAGGUAGAGUUAAAGUGACUAUGCAUAGAUAAUAAACAGAGAGUAGCAGCAGCGUAAAA